AUGUCUCGCGGUGGACGCGGCGGAGGCCCCGCCGGGGUCGGCCGCAUGAACGGACAAGCUCUUCCAUUCGAUGUCGACACGGCUCUCGAGGACCAAGUCGCGCUCAACUCCUACCAGACCGAUGACUGGGCCAAUUCAAUGUUCCCGCCUAUGAACGUGCACAUGGCACCAUCCGCCACCACUUUCGAGAAGAAACUCGUUCAAAUCAUGCGUGAAACGAACGAGGACCGACGCAACAGUCCCUUUUAUCUUGGGGACGCCACCGGAAAGCGUGAUGCCUCGACAUUCAACGCAUUCGAAGAUGUCAAUACCUUUUCUUACAAAAAAGCCAAGCGUCUUCACAGCGAAAAGCCGGAUCUCGACAACGUGCCACUCAUCCGGGAGAUCCUUCCGCCAGAACUCGCUCAUUUUGCCACUGACGGUGAUGAUCCAACGGUGGUUAGCGAGGCACGUGCCAAGAAUCUCGCGUUCCUCAAGAAGAAGCGCAUCGACAAACUCGCGCGAUUUGAUGAGGGUGCUGACGCUGACGCUCCCGCUGACGACGACGACGAUGAUGACGACAAGGAUGGAGAUGGCGAUGAAGACGGUGUUGAGGCACCGUCUGACAACGAUUUCUCUGAAGAUGACAGCGAUAUGGGUGACGAUUACAAUGCCGAAAAGUACUUCGAUGAUGGGGAAGGAGACGACGAUGGAGGUGGUGAAGAAGGCGGCGGUGGCGAUGACUGGUCAUAA
This is a messenger RNA of Ramularia collo-cygni, 732 nucleotides long. RefSeq lists its product as uncharacterized. The transcript is spliced from 3 exons. Gene Ontology annotation, cellular component: RNA polymerase III complex. NCBI's taxonomy places the organism in Eukaryota, Fungi, Ascomycota, Dothideomycetes, Mycosphaerellales, Mycosphaerellaceae. The record is from RefSeq and is a predicted model, not a curated record. Bases 1 to 732 code for a protein of 243 amino acids. Gene Ontology annotation, biological process: transcription by RNA polymerase III.